UAUACGACGUAGAGGCUGUGUCGCCUCGUGCUCUAUACACAUCGCGAUGUCGUUUGAAAACUAUUAGUAUUUUUCAAAUUAAGUAUCAUACUUUAGUUUAAGGUGAAAUAUAUUUUUUUUCUAUGACUUGAAAUGUGUGUAAACGUAAAGUGGGAAUUGGCAGUUUGUAGUGUCAAGCAUGGUCGUGGGACCAAUUAAAACAGAUAAACGUGCAUGGAACCAGUUCAAGUGCAUUAUCCUUUUAUAUGUUUUGUCCAGUUUUCCUUGUCCGACGAAAGCUCAAAGUCGUGCGCCGCGUAUCAAAGAACACCCAGCGGACACGAUUGUAGGGAGAAGUGAACCUGCUACCCUGCGGUGCGUGUCUGAAGGGAAGCCGAAACCGACGAUCCAAUGGUAUAAAGAUGGAAUACCGCUCGCGCCUACAGACCAUCCACAUAGAGUGUUGCUUGAAGAUGGACUGUUAUUUCUUAGGGUUAUGCGUGGUAAAAAGGAAAGCGACGAGGGAGUAUAUUGGUGUGUCGCGAGGAACUCCGUCGGCGAAGCAAUUAGUAAAAACGCUACAUUGACCAUUGCUGUCCUCAGGGACGAAUUUAGAACAGAACCCCGUGAUGUAAAAGUGGCAAGCGGAGAACCCGCCUUAUUAGAAUGUUCCUCUCCUAAAGGUGUGCCUGAUCCUUCAGUACAUUGGAUUAAAGAUGGACAAACUUUAGAUGUAGAAGUCAAUGGAAGAAUAUCUGUAGUAGAUGGCGGUAAUCUAAAAAUUCUCGAGAGUCUGCCGUCAGAUAGUGGUGUGUACCAAUGCGUGGCAUCUAAUGUGGCGGGAGAAAGGCAAUCGCGCCCGGCUACCUUACUCGUAUUACGCAGACCACAUUUUCUAGUGAAACCCAAUAAUAUAACGGCGCUAAUAGGCCAGAACAUCGAGUUUCAUUGUCAAACUUCACCAGAUUCAGAUGUGGCUGUAACAUGGUCGCGUGAUAGUGGUACUUUAUCACCUUAUGCCAUAAUACGACGCGGAUCUUUAAGGAUAGAUCGAUUAGUAUCUACAGACGCCGGGACAUACACUUGCAGAGCUGAAAGUCAAGCUGGGUCAAGUGCAGCCAGUGCCACACUAACAGUAUAUUCCUUACCUCACUUUACACGAGUGCCUUCGGAUCAAACAGCAUGGGAAGGAGAAGCUGUAUCAUUUCCAUGCGAGGCGGAUGGAUCACCUAAACCCAUUUUGUUCUGGACUAUGGAAGGAUCGCAGGAAUUAAUAUUCACAAAAUCAAGUCACGGUACCAGUUCGCUUUAUUUAGAUCGAGUACUGGCUCAACAUGCAGGUAGACUUACAUGCGUAGCUGUCAGUGCAGCUGGUAGUGCUUUACAUACGGCUACUCUUCAGGUUUUAAGAAGAGAAGCCAAUUCUUUCAAAGGAGAUUUUGAGUCAUCAUCACCUUAUCCAGAUAUAAACAAACCAUUGAACUAUCCACCGAUGACACAAUACGAAUUAGUACAAGCUCGACGUUAUUUACAACAAGAUGUUUUAGCUCUAAGACGUGUAGAAGGGAUAUCUGCUACUACCAUUAAAAUUGUUUGGGAUGUUAUGACAGAUUACAACGAAUAUCUAGAGGGUGUAAAAAUAUGGUUCAAUGGAACGUCUAUUAAUCGACAAUAUGCGACAGAAAAUUCUAUGAACUCGAAUGCAUCUUUAGAUAGUAUAGCUGAAUUUAGUAAAUAUGAAAAUUUUUCAAUGACCACAGUUCAUAACAGUGGUUCAUCUAGUCAUGUAUUAACAGGGUUAAUGCCAUAUGCUCAAUAUGAUGUAUUUGUAAUGCCUUUUUAUAAGUUAUUGUUAGGUAAACCAUCUAACAUGAAGUCUGGUUUUACAGAAGAAGAUAUUCCAUCGGCACCGCCGCAGAGCCUUUCAGCCGGCGUGAUAAAUGCGACGUCAGCAUGGAUACGGUGGGAUCCGCCUCCCGUACAUACUUGGAAUGGAGAACUUUCUGGAUACUUAAUUGAAGUGAGAGUGGGUGGAGGCAAUGGUGGACGAGUAGUAGGCCAGAUGUCAUUAGGAGCACGUACUCGUGCUGCUGCUGCUAGUUCUCUUCGUACAGGUGGUCGCUAUAGUGCUCGCGCUGCAGCAGUUACACACAGAGGACAUGGGCCGUUCAGUGCGCCUGCGCUUAUACACAUGGUACCAACGCAGAUACAACGACAUUACGUACAGACUGAACCAGCAACAGACAAAGCCAUUCUGUCUAUGUUUCAAGAAACUUGGCUGCUUGUAUUGUGUGCAUUUAUACUUGUCUUAGUUAUAGUUAGUGCAGCUAUUGGAUUUUAUAUUAGACAUCGAAAUUCGAAACAAAGGAAAAGUCAAAAUUCAACAAAUACAGCAAUUAUUAAUGCUCAGCAAUGUUUAUUGGGUAAAGAAGCAGUUUGGCUUCGAGAAAGGCCAGUAUUCGAAGGUUCAAACGAACCUAGAAUUGAAAUAUUGAAUUGUCAUCAGAGUCUUUUACACAGUGGACACUCUGUAGGAACAAUGGCUAUGGAAGCAGAAUAUACUCUUCCACAACAUUCACAUACUAUGAACCCAAUGCCUCAAGAAGAAUAUAAAAGAAUGCAACCGGAACCAUACGCCUCUAGUGCCAUUUAUACGGAACUAAAUUAUCAGACUGACUUAGAAGAUUCCUGCAUGAAAUGUGCCAAUAGCCCAGGUUCAUGUGACAACAGUAUGAUAAGAUCCUAUGGAGAAAGCAACCAGUACUCCAAUGAAGAAUGUUCCACGUGCUGUCGCAGUAGCAGUUCAACUUUAACGAAAGACUACAGCGAAAUGACUAAAUGUGGCAAUGACGGAGAGGAUUUACAGGAAAUGUCAAUAGAUGACUGCCCCUCUUGUAAAACUAAUCAUUCGAGAUCAUCAAGCCAUCAUGAUGCUAACAAAGAAUGGGCUAUAGCUGAAGUAGAGUAUGAUUAUCCGCAAUGGCAUUGGUUAGGAAAAGAAAAUAGUUUUAGACAUCGAACUGAAGAUACAAAUACUCGAACACAUUCAAGUGGUGAAAGGAGCGAUCAAAACUGCAGAAUGAAUUUGUGUGAUAUUCUUCCGCCUCCACCUUAUGAGAGAGAAACCCAUUACCGGGAUAUACGUGCAUUUGCCAAUAACUCGGGUGCAUCUGGUUGUUCAGGACAUACGUAUCGAAGUUAAUUUUAAUUUUUUUAUUUUGUCAUAACAUUGUUAUUGAAUAUCAUUAGUACGUAAACCAAGCAAUACUAAUUAGUAAAUUUGUAAAUAUGUAUGAAAUGUUUCUGCAUAUAUUGACGGAGAAAUAGAAUGUCUGUUACACUACCACAUAACAAUGACUACUAAUAUUUUAAAUAAAUCGAUACGUUUACUACUGACUCAAAUUUGAUCAAAAAUAAUUAAAUACGCUAGCUGAUAAGUGUAAUUUCUAUUUUGAUUAAACUACUACUAUAUGCGUAAUAUUUUCGUUAACAAUUAGUAGUAAUUUGUAUGUGGAGGUGUAGCCGUACGUUUUUUCAAGUUUAGCUACUGUGGGUGUGUUUUUAAAUAGACUGCUGUUUAUCGUAUUGUAGGCUUUAGAAAUAGGUUUCAUCUUUCUCUAGUGACUGUGAUAUAGUAUAAUUUCUUAUUCAAUUUUUUAGUUUUGUAAAUAUGUUUUAAUGUUUGAUAUCCUUAUACAAUUUUAUCGUUCAUUUACACCGUACGUAUUUUAUCUAUUUAUUAUGUAGUAAAUUAACAAAUGCAAAGAAAAAGAACAAGAAAAUUGAAGGCCAUUUUUUAAUCACAGUUAUAAAGAAUUUUGUAUUAAAAAGAUCUUUUAACAGUUCUAACAUUUGUAGAAAUGUUUCAAACUGAUCAGCAUUAUUAAAUAACGUACAUUUGUAUGUGUUUGUUUU
Achroia grisella is the source of this 3894-nucleotide messenger RNA. RefSeq names its product peroxidasin-like. Gene Ontology annotation, biological process: axon guidance; homophilic cell-cell adhesion; dendrite self-avoidance. Lineage: Eukaryota; Metazoa; Arthropoda; Insecta; Lepidoptera; Pyralidae. The record is from RefSeq and is a predicted model, not a curated record. Gene Ontology annotation, cellular component: plasma membrane; axon. The coding region runs from base 179 to 3181 and encodes 1000 amino acids. The transcript is spliced from 17 exons. Gene Ontology annotation, molecular function: cell-cell adhesion mediator activity.